UUGCAGGAGAAAUUGUUAGCUAACUAUAGUAGCGAUAUAAGACCCAUCAGGAAUCAAUCUGAAGCCAUGAACAUUAGUUUAAGUUGUACUAUAGAGGGAGUUACCGACGUUAACGAUGUCUUACAAACUGUGUCCUUGAGCAUUGUCCUUAAACUCAUGUGGAUAGAUGAACUUCUUCAAUGGGAUAGAGAUGACUACGGCAUUGAAUAUAUCACCAUUCCCGAUUCUAGAAGAUGGACACCAAAAUUGAUGACGUUAAACUCCAUGAAUAAAAGAUCUAUCUUUUCUGAUGAAACACACCCUUACCUUAUGAGUUAUGAAGGCAAAGCAGAAUGGCUCCCAGCGACCUACUUUACUAUUUAUUGCCAGUUAGAUAUGACAAACUUUCCGUUCGAUGAACAGACAUGUGAAUUCUACAUCCUACCCAUUGAUUUUCAGACAGAUCAGUUGACACUGUAUUUUGAGAAUCAGCCUGAUCUGAAAAUAUUGCAAGAAAAUGGAGAAUGGGAUGUAGUUCGUUUAGAAGGUGAAGAACUAUCAUCCAAAUCUCUAUCAAGACAACGCCUUGUGGUAACAAUAACAUUAAAACGCAGAUCAACAUUUAUGCUUUUAAACGUAUUCUUACCUGUAAUAGUGUUAUCUUUCUUAAAUGUAGCAGUUUUUGUAGUACCAACGAAUUCGGGA
Molecule: messenger RNA, 684 nt
Organism: Lottia gigantea (owl limpet)
Lineage: Eukaryota; Metazoa; Mollusca; Gastropoda; Lottiidae
Exons: 1
Biological process (GO): monoatomic ion transmembrane transport
Cellular component (GO): membrane
Molecular function (GO): transmembrane signaling receptor activity; extracellular ligand-gated monoatomic ion channel activity
Source: RefSeq, a predicted model, not a curated record